AGUGUCGCGCUGCACGAAGGGAAGCAAACGAUUUCGGUCGUUACGCAUUUUGAGCGAUCGCUCAUUUUCGUCUACUGACAACCACAACGACCGCAUCAAGUUUGAUUUGGUGCCGUUGACUGGUGGUGCCAUCUAGCCGCAGGAAUGCGGACCCAGCGCGCGGCGAACGUGUUUGGCACGUAACGGCAACGCCGCAAGAAAGAUGGAGUUGUGACUGUUAUUUCGAGUUUGCUUUUUCUGACACUGAGCGCUUUCAAACAACUGGCUGGUUUUUGGGUGCUUGCUCGCGCAUAUGCGAAGCCGAGCUCGAAUCAACAGGAGAGUGUGCUCGUUCUCACUUUCGUCCAUCGUUUUUUUUUUUUCAAUUUGGAUGUUUUGUAAUCGAGUCAGUUCGCCAACUGGGCAUCGAAGCAAAUCAGUGAUUUCGCUCCACCAAAGUUUGUGUGUGUGUGUGUGUGUUUUCUGGUGACGACGCCUGUUGCUGUCCCCGCCUAUCAAGAUUUCUGGGAGUUCAUCUUGUGACAUUAGAGGAGUGAUAACCCGUGACCGAUGAACUUCUCGCUGGUGUGAGGACCGUUGCUGGAAUUUGGCCCUUAACUCUGACAAACUGUCGUCGAACAAGAUUCGACCCAGCCAGAAAUGUCGAGACAGGACAGGAAGGGCACUUUUCUGGACAAAAUGGGCUUCGGCUGGAACAAGAAGUCGGGACGGGGACAGAUGAGUGGCGCCCCUGGCACACUCUCCCGUCCGCACUCUGAGGUCGACUUCUCCGAGAUGGACGAAAACGCGCACAUGGCCGUCGACAACAUGAGCGAAGAUGAAGUUAACACCGCCUUUGAAAAGAUGUUGGAUGACAUGAACUUAUCAGAAGAAAAGAAAGAGCCGCUGCGAUUGCAGCAAAACCAUCGCAAAAAAGAAAUGUUGGCCAUGCACAUGAAGGGCACAGUCCAGAAACACCGGAAUCGAUUCGAUACGCCGCAGGAUUACAUCGUCUAUCUGGGCAAUCCGGACCUGAGCGUCCACAAGAUUUACACGUGCAUGGAGUCGCUGAGGAUCGCCCUGACCAACAACCCGCUCACCUGGGUCCACGACUUUGUCUGCGAGGGUUUGAAUCAAGUUUUGACCAUCCUCAACGAAUGCUACAGAAGGGACGCGAGAUGGGACAGGGUCCAGCACGAGUGCAUCCGCUGCCUGAAAGCCAUUUCCAACAACAAAGUUGGCUUGAAGAAACUGUUUGAGCACCGCGAGGCGCUGACGCUUCUUGCACGUUCUUUCGUCCCGUCCCUGCCGGCCGUGAUGGUCGAGGCCGUCAAACUGAUGGCCGGUAUCUGCUUGGUGCCGCCGGAGGGACACGAGCGUGCUUUAGAGGCCAUUACCACCAGUGGCGAACUCAAGAGCAUUUCUCGCUUUCAGCCCAUUAUCGAAGCCCUGUCCAACAUGGAGAAUGACACGCUUACGGUGGCCUGCGUCCAAUUGAUCAACACUAUCGUCCUCACCCCCGAUGAUUUGGACUUCCGGCUGCAUUUACGUAAUGAAUUUAUGCGUGUUGGACUCGCCGACCUCCUUGACAAAUUAGCCCAGAGGGACUGUGUUGACCUGCAGUUGCAACUCAAAGUGUUCGAAGAGCAUCGAGAUGAGGAUUUCUAUGAAUUUGCACAGCGUUUUGACAACCUACGCCUGGAUCUCGACGACACUGUGGAAUGUUUCGAAGUGCUGCGCAACUCGGUCGCCGAAACGCCAAGCGAGCCGUUCCUGUUGUCCAUUCUACAACAUUUACUUUUCAUUCGAGACGACCCCAAUGUCAAGGUUUCGUACUACAAACUGAUCGAAGAGUGUAUUGCUCAAGUCGUUUUACAUAAAAGCGGAUGCGAUCCGGAUUUCUCCGCCACCAAGCGAUUUCAAAUUGACGUCGAACCGCUGAUCGACAUCCUUUCUGAGCGCGCUGCCAAGGAUGGAGAGCCCAGGGUGGAUGAAGUCAACAAAAAGCUGGAGGAAGCCCUCACGGCGAAGCAGGAAUACGAAGCCAAGUUGGCGGCUGCCAGUCAACGGAUUGCGGAGUUGGAGAGUUAUUUGGGAGGAGGCAAAGGACCCGUUCCUAAACCCUCUCCACCUCCGCUCGCCAUGUACGGCGGUGCUGGACCACCACCUCCUCCAAUACCCGGUGGCCCGCCUCCUCCCCCAAUGCCUGGAGCACCACUUCCACCCCCAAUGCCCGGCUGUCCGCCUCCUCCCCCAAUGCCCAGCAUGGGUGGGCCUCCACCACCCCCAUUGCCCAGCAUGGGUGGGCCUCCACCACCCCCUCUUCCUCCCGGAAUGGGAGGAGGACCAAGACCUCCACCUCCGCCCGGUGGUAUUCCAGGAUUUGGUCCUCCACCUGGAAUGCCCGCCACGCCACCCAGGCCGGAUAUUCUUCCGUUUGGAAUGAAACCAAAGAGGAAAUGGCAGUUGGACAUGCCUUUAAAACGAACAAAUUGGAAAACGAUUCAACCGCAAAAACUCUCCGAAAAGGCGUUUUGGGUCAACGUAGAAGAGGAUCGGUUGGUAUCGCCCGAUCUCCUGGAAGGGCUUAGCGCUAAAUUCUCUUCCAAACCUCCCGCCAAGAAAGCAAGAGAAGGAGACUCGGACAAACCAAUGAGUAAAAAAUUCAAAGAACUGAAAGUGCUCGACGGCAAGUCAGCUCAGAACUUGUCGAUUCUUUUGGGCGGAUCUCUCAAGUACUUGAGUUACGAUGACAUUAAACGGGCGAUUCUUCACUGCGACGAAUCGGUGCUAUCGGACAGUGUUUUGCAGCAACUGAUUCAGUACAUGCCCACACCCGAACAGCUGAAAAAGCUUGAAGAGUACAAGGAGCAAUACGAUAGUCUAGCCGAAGCUGAGCAGUUUUCCGUGACGUUGGCAAGUAUCAAGAGGUUGGUGCCGCGCCUUAAAUCCAUCAGCUUCAGACAGCACUACAAUGAAAUGGUCCAGGACAUUAAGCCAGAUAUUGUUGCGGCCACGUUGGCUUGCGAGGAGAUCCGGGACAGCAAGAAAUUUGCAAAACUUUUGGAACUUGUUCUGCUAAUAGGUAAUUACCUGAAUACUGGAACAAAGAACGCUCAAGCAGUCGGUUUCGAAAUUUCCUACCUUCCCAAGUUGACGAGCACGAAAGACGCCGAGAAUAAAACAACGUUGCUUCACUACUUGGUGGACGUGAUUGAAGAAAAGUUUGCCGACAUCCUUAGCUUCAGUGAAGAAGUUCUCCAUGUGGAUCGGGCUUCCCGUGUCUCGAUGGAUACAAUCCAGAAGACACUAAAGCAGAUGGACAGUUCAAUCAAAAACUUGGAGACUGAUCUGAAGAACGCCAAGGCGGCCAUAUCCGACGAAGACAAAUUCUUAGAAGUCAUGGGCAAUUUCGCCCGGGAAGCUCGGGACCAGUGCGACGUGCUCGUUAGAAUGGGCAAGAAAAUGGAGUCUGUCUACCACGAAUUGUCCGAGUACUUUGUCUUUGAUCCGCAAAAGUACACGUUGGAUGAAUUCUUCACCGACGUCAAAACCUUCAAAGAUUCCUUUAAUCAAUGCUAUAAAGAUAAUUGCAAACUGCGUGAAACGGAGGAGAAGAUCCGACGAGCGCGCGAAGCCAAGGAGAAGGCCGAGCGGGAAAAACUCGAACGCCAAGCCAAAAAGAAAGCGCUAGUCGACAUGAAUAUCGACGACGACCAGGAAGGUGUCAUGGACUCGCUGCUGGAGGCUCUUAAAACGGGUUCCGCUUUCUCCAGAGAUCAGAGACGGAAACGGGAUCGACCCCCUCGUGCAGUCGGAGCGGAGCGCCGUGCACAAAUGAAUCGCAGUCGGUCCAAAGGAGCACUACUAGAGUCCCCUUCAUCUCGGGAAAUGAAAGGGACAUUCGGUGACGAAAAACCUCCAGUUCCUGCCAUAACGGAUGACUUGACGGAUGGGCUAGCCAUGAAAGCGGCUCGCCCAAGAAAAGCGAGACCACCGCCCAAGUUUGACAUGGCUGCCGAGUUACUAAUGAGUGGAGGCCGAGAGAGGGAGGUGAAGCUCAAUAACGGAGGUGGAUACUUAGCUGCCGCUGAUGACGGAUCAGAGGCAGACCGACUGAUGCAACGAUUGAAAGCCCUUUAACGAAACCUCCCCCCCCCCCUUUCCCAGAUGUACUUGCUCCAUUCCACUAUAUUUUGUUCCGAAAUCUGAAGCCUAUAGACGUGCCUUGUUUGUAUUGUACAGUAUGUUUUCCAUGAACAUAUCUUUGCGCUUCAGAAUAUGUGCCAUUACGUUAUAUUCACCGUGGGUUGCUAUCAUUCCAUUUCCAUGAGAUCUUCCAAAGGGGUAGAAUUCUGGUCUGUGGGCGUUGUGCUUUUCUUUUGGGACUCGCCAGUCAUCUGUUGUCCAAGCGGUUGAUUGGGAAAGCCCAAAGUUUGUCAAAUUGGCCUUUUGGAUUUUUACAUUUGUCGCCCAAUGCUUGAUGGAUCGUGCUGACAUUUGUAUGGAUGAAAUGUGCCUGCCUCGUUACAUUGUUAAUUACGCCUUGGUUUGAGGCAUUCGGUUCACAUCGAUUAUCCUUUUGUUUGCCUUCUGUACUAAAUAAUAUGACUAUGACUUAACAUGACUGUCUGUCUGUGAGAGAGAAGUUUGCAAUUCUGCUUGCUAUCGAAUUUUUGUUUAAAAAAGAAAUUUGCAUGAUUCCAUGUAAACACAAUCGUGCUGAUCGUAAGACCCAAGGAUAUAUGCCCUUUUUUUUUUGCUCAGCUCCUUGUUGUUAAUUCUCACCCUUUCUCCUUCACGAGCCGAAGCAAAUAGUUUUAUUUAUUAUUUUUGAACACUUUGGGCUAUAUUUAUUCUUAGAUAACAACUGAAAUUUUCUUGUAAAUAGAUAUGUACAGUUGUGUCUGGUCGUAACAAAAAAAAUUGCAAUACAAGUGGGACAAUGUUCCGUGCUAAAAAAAAAGGAAAAAAUUA
Daphnia pulicaria is the source of this 4956-nucleotide messenger RNA. It is a transcript of the gene dia, whose product is annotated as protein diaphanous-like. Gene Ontology annotation, molecular function: small GTPase binding; actin binding; microtubule binding. Gene Ontology annotation, cellular component: actin filament; cytoplasm. The record is from RefSeq and is a predicted model, not a curated record. Lineage: Eukaryota; Metazoa; Arthropoda; Branchiopoda; Diplostraca; Daphniidae. Gene Ontology annotation, biological process: actin cytoskeleton organization; actin filament polymerization. The transcript has 19 exons. The coding region runs from base 640 to 4122 and encodes 1160 amino acids.